This is a messenger RNA of Manis pentadactyla (Chinese pangolin), 2804 nucleotides long. RefSeq names its product solute carrier family 25 member 31 (gene SLC25A31). Gene Ontology annotation, cellular component: mitochondrial inner membrane. The transcript is spliced from 6 exons. Bases 1137 to 2102 code for a protein of 321 amino acids. Gene Ontology annotation, biological process: mitochondrial ATP transmembrane transport; mitochondrial ADP transmembrane transport. The record is from RefSeq and is a predicted model, not a curated record. NCBI's taxonomy places the organism in Eukaryota, Metazoa, Chordata, Mammalia, Pholidota, Manidae. Gene Ontology annotation, molecular function: ATP:ADP antiporter activity.
GGCAUAUAAGGAUGCCACCUAGACCUUUGAAAUUCAAUCAGGUCAAAACUUUACCUAAUAUUCCUAAAAUAUUAAUUGCCUGUUUCACUCAAUCUCUCAUUAGCAUACAGUGGGGUUUUCCAGCAGUGACAUGAUGUGUGUCACUGCAACAGACUGCAAAAGCAGUCGUGUAAAUCCAACUCUUCCAUUAAGCCAUAAAUUAAAUCAAUUUUCAAAAAUUUAAAACAAGGCUUGUCUAUUCUUUGUUUUUAAAGUAUUUAUUCUAAAAUGUUAUGUUAUAGGUUUAUUACUAUUUUAAAUGAAUAAAUAUUUUUAAUUUUGUUUCCAUUUCAGAAACAGUGAAUACCACACCUAUCACACAAAAACAAGAAGCUUCUUUGUAGUCUUAAAUAACUUAAGAGUGAAAUGUAUUCCUGAAAUAAAGUUGUGAACUAUUCUCUAGAAUAAGUCAUUGGUUCUCAACCCUGCACGUAAGAAUUCCUUAAGCCCAACUAUGAAAUGAAACAGCACACCACUGUGUCCUUUGAAUGUGUUGUCUGGAUUGAGAACCACUGCUCUAUGACAAAACAGCUGGUUUAAAUAAAAUACAAGAGAAAAGCAAAUAUGUUGAAUUAUGCUAUGGGGGUACAAUCAGCAAAACCAGAAAGUAACUAGACAAACGACCUCCGCUAAAUGAAAGGAGCAGAAAUUAAAGCAAUUCUAAGACUUUUGAAGGGUAACCCUUGGAACUAAGACUAAACUCGGUUAGAAUCACACUGUUGGCUUAACUGCCUUAUAGUUUGUUAAAUACCAUUAUACAGAAUAUGGUCCCCGGGACCCUCUCCUCCCUGUCUCAGAACCCGCAGUCUUCUGACGCUGUCUGUAGCAAUGAGGUCCAGGCACUGAGACCGACAAAGACAGGUCCACACGCCCAAGGGCCACGUGUCGGGAGCCACGUGGCUGGUGCCAAGGGGCGGAGGCCGUUGGAAGCGACUGCGCAGCUCCACGGGGUCGCCCCUGGCAUGCUGGUCUCCCGGCAUCCUGAGCGCCACUUUCCCGCCAGGACUGUGCAGGGGCGGUUUUCUGCUUCCUUUCGUCCUCCCUUCCUGCGGUGAUUUUGAGCUGCUCUUACCGGUUUUUACGUCCGUUGUCCCACCAUGCAGCGUGAACCUCCGAAGAAGCGGCCUGAGAAGAAGGCGGAAAAGCUGCUCUUUGACGCCGCGUCUUUCGGGAAGGACCUGCUCGCAGGCGGGGUCGCGGCGGCUUUAUCCAAGACGGCGGUGGCGCCCAUCGAGCGGGUAAAGCUGCUGCUGCAGGUGCAGGCGUCAUCCAAGCAGAUCAGCCCCGAGGCACAGUACAAAGGCAUGGUGGACUGCCUGGUGCGGAUUCCCCAGGAGCAGGGUUUCUUCAGCUAUUGGCGUGGCAAUUUAGCAAAUGUCAUCCGAUAUUUUCCAACACAGGCUCUAAACUUUGCUUUUAAGGACAAAUACAAACAACUUUUUAUGUCUGGAGUUAAUAAAGAAAAACAGUUCUGGAGGUGGUUUUUGGCAAACCUGGCUUCUGGAGGAGCUGCUGGGGCAACAUCCUUAUGUGUAGUAUAUCCGCUGGAUUUUGCCCGAACCCGAUUAGGUGCUGAUAUUGGAAAAGGUCCUGAAGAGCGACAGUUCAAGGGUUUAGGUGACUGUAUUAUGAAAAUAGCAAAAUCAGAUGGAGUUGUUGGUUUAUACCAAGGGUUUGGUGUUUCAGUUCAGGGCAUCAUUGUGUACCGAGCCUCUUAUUUUGGAGCUUAUGAUACAAUUAAGGGCUUAUUACCAAAACCAAAGAAAACUCCAUUUCUUGUCUCCUUUUUCAUUGCUCAAGUUGUGACUACAUGCUCUGGAAUACUCUCUUAUCCCUUUGACACAGUUAGAAGACGUAUGAUGAUGCAGAGUGGUGAAGCUGAACGGCAAUAUAAAGGAACUUUAGACUGCUUUGUGAAGAUAUACCAACAUGAGGGAAUCAGUGCAUUUUUUCGUGGUGCCUUCUCCAAUAUCCUUCGUGGUACAGGGGGUGCUUUGGUGUUGGUAUUAUAUGAUAAAAUUAAAGAAUUCCUUAAUAUUGAUAUUGGAGGUAGAUUAAAUUGAGAAAUGCAUUUAACUUGUUAAACAUACAAAUUACAUAGCUACCGUGAGUUAUACGUUUUGAUAGUAUGUUGUUACUGUCAGUAUUUUCUUAAAGUGCUAAUUCUACAAUAAAGCAUAUGUUCUUUUUAGGGAUUAAAUACUAAGAAUCAGAUAAAUGUGGGUUCCUUCCUACUUAGACUCAAACUCACUUUAAUGAGACAUUUUACUUACUGUAAGUAGUAUAUAUUAUUUCUAUUAGUUCAAAAUUCGUUUGUUAUGACAAAUUAAAAUAUAUAAUGCUAAAAUCUAAGAAAUGAAAGUAUCUUCUUUUAAAAUGCUAUUUUAAUAUAACUAGCUUCUCGUGUUUUAUAAUCAAAUGACAAAUAUUUAUUAAAAGUUUAUCAGAAGAUAUCAUAUCUCUGGACAUAAGUAAGCUUUUUUCUACAUCUCCACUAAAACACAGCUUAGGUAGUGCUAUAUGUAGUGCUUACGGUAUCAUAUAGCUUUUAAUAAACAUAGUCUGGAGCUAUUCAUUAAAAAUCGAUGACUUCAGUGACAUAUGGUUCAACCUGUGGUUGAAGAACAAAAGGUAUAAAGUGGGAUAUCUAUCUGCUUUUAUAUUUAAAAUACAAUCUUGCUAAUGUGACUAUGUCUUGGAACAAAGAACACCCCUUUGAAAAUUAGCUUGUGUAUUCUACUGAUAAUAAAGGAAAUUUAAAACUG